UCCACCCAAUCACCAGCUGACACUCUCCCCUCCCCCAUUUCCUCUCCCCUUGCCCGCGGAGAUCCAUCCCCCUCUUUUCCAGCUCCUGCUCAGGCGAGACACACACACACACACACACAGAGAGAAGCUCGCCGGCGAGGAAGCUGAGACCGAGUACAGCAGCCCCAGCAAGCAAGGACCGACGGAGGGAGGCCGCCUUUUUCCUUCGUCCUCCAGCCCAUCCACCAGGGGAUCGGCAGGAGGUGAGGUGAGCGGAGCUGAGCGGCGAUGAUGACGAGGGAGUCGUGGAUGGAGGUGCUGCCGCCGACGGCGAUGGGCCACUACGUCGGGCCGCGGGGCUGGUUCGCGCCGCCGCCGCGGGCAUGGACGGCCGACGAGAACAAGCAGUUCGAGCGGGCGCUGGCCGGGCUCGACCUGCGCCGCCCGGACUGGGACAAGGUGGCGCACGCCACCGGCAAGACGGUCGUCGAGGUCAUGGACCACUUCAAGAGCCUCGAGCUCGACGUCCGCCAGAUCGAGUCCGGCAUGGUGCCCUUCCCCGGCUACGGCCCCGGCGCCGGCGGCGGUGGACCGGCGGCCGCCUUCACCCUGCAGUGGGACGGCAGCGGGGGCCACGCCGGGGCCGGGGACUUCCGGCACGGGUACCGGUUCGGCGGCUGCGGCGGCGGGAGGCGGCACGGCGGCCGCACGCCGGAGCAGGAGAGGAAGAAGGGGGUGCCGUGGACCGAGGACGAGCACAAGUUGUUCCUCCUAGGCCUGAAGAAGUACGGCAAAGGGGACUGGAGGAACAUUUCGCGCAACUUCGUGCAGACGAGGACGCCGACGCAGGUGGCCAGCCACGCGCAGAAGUACUUCAUCAGGCUCAGCUCCGGUGGAGGCAAGGACAAGAGGAGGUCGAGCAUCCACGACAUCACCACGGUGCACCUGACCGACGACCAGCCUCCCUCGCCGUCCCAGUCAUCCAUGAUCACCCAGUCCAGCGCACCGGCUCCGAGCUCAGCAACAGGGCAGUUCUCGCUGCCACCCGACACCAAGCAGCACGGCGGAGCGAAUGCGCCAUACAACUCGCCGAGCCGGACGAUGGGGAUGCCGAGCUAUGGCAUGGGUUUGCAAGAUCAGGGUCUUCAGUGUGGUCCUCUACAUGAUCAGCUGGCCGCGAACCGGAGUAUGUUGUAUUAGAAGAUGCAACCGUUCGAUCCAUUUCAACGAAAACCGACCAGAAGCCUAGUGUAAUAUGGCCUUUGCUGUAGCUUCACUGCCUGUAUUAUUAUUGGAGUAAGUAAUUGAUUAUGGGGAUUUUUCAGAACAUAGCAGAGAGAGAGGUAUGAUGCUGGUGAUGCUUGGUACUAGUCCAUAAUUUCUGGUGUGGAUACUGAGAAUGUAAGGGAAAAGAUUGUCAAGAACCUGCUUGAUGCUGUAGUAUCUUGAGACGAGCAGACAGGGAAUACUAGUGCUCAGUACUGAUCA
This is a messenger RNA of Hordeum vulgare subsp. vulgare (domesticated barley), 1467 nucleotides long. Its product is annotated as transcription factor DIVARICATA-like. Gene Ontology annotation, molecular function: DNA binding. Lineage: Eukaryota; Viridiplantae; Streptophyta; Magnoliopsida; Poales; Poaceae. The record is from RefSeq and is a predicted model, not a curated record. The coding region runs from base 268 to 1179 and encodes 303 amino acids. The transcript is spliced from 3 exons.